Chelonia mydas (Green sea turtle) is the source of this 4069-nucleotide messenger RNA. RefSeq names its product calcyphosine 2 (gene CAPS2). Gene Ontology annotation, molecular function: calcium ion binding. NCBI's taxonomy places the organism in Eukaryota, Metazoa, Chordata, Testudines, Cheloniidae. The record is from RefSeq and is a predicted model, not a curated record. Bases 352 to 2229 code for a protein of 625 amino acids. The transcript has 19 exons.
CGCAGGGGUUAGAAACGUAUAAAACAACACAAAAAAUGGAGCUGCUCAUGUAAGUGCUUGGCUGCAGGAGCUUUAAGAAAAACACCAAACCCUGAGAUUUAUGAUGAAACCACACUAGCUGGCAGUCCUGUGAACAGUAUGGUUCACUGGCUAGGGCUGUCCCAUGAAGUCCACAGCCAGAGAGCUUCAAUAUCCCCUUUGCACUUCUAACAACCUGUUCCAGAGAGAUCAAAACUAAGGGUGAGAGGAUUUCGGUCCCUAACCCUAUUUAUCCUGUUACCUUUUGUUUGAGACUACUAACAAGACCGACAAAGUGGGCAAGUUUAUUGUGAAGUCCAUUGUCAAAUUUGCAUGGAUUUGGAGGUUAAAGGAGUUGCUGCGUCUCCUAGAGGGCAAGCUGAGCUGUCAUCAAGGGGGAAGAAACUUAGUCAGGGAUGGAAACAAGCAACUCAUGGCCUUCGUCCAGCUGAUGUGCCAUGCCUUGAUUUGGGCAAGCUGGGGUCUUCAGAUGAAGAGGAUGGAGAUUCUUAUAUACCAUACAGUAAGAGGUUUCCUCGCAUUGGCCCUCCAGAUUCAUCUUCAACUGUUAGUUGGGGUACACCAUUACAGACUCCUUAUGCACAGCAUCAUCAGAUACAACAGCUGGCUAGAAAACAUUGUCAGAAGAAAAUGGAGCUUUCUUUGGAGCAAAAGACAAUACCAGAAAAUCUGCCAUCCCCAACAGACAAAUACAAAUUAAAAUACCAGCAGUAUGAAGCAGAAAUGAAAGAGGGAUAUAAACAGUAUUCUCAGAGAACUGCAGAAAAGAAAAAAAACAAUGCCCAGUCUCAGGAAUCUUCUCAGAGAACUGCAGAAAAGAAAAAAAACAAUGCCCAGUCUCAGGAAUCUUCAAGAAAAACAGCACAUAAAAAGGAUCCACAGCUUGAAGACAGGACUGAUUAUGAUCUUACGGCUCUUGAUGAGAAAGCCCUCUUGCAGCAAUGCUAUACAAGCAAGCCUUACACAAUGCAGCACAGUAUAAGGAAGUUAGAAGCUGAGGAUGUAGCUGCAGAGAGGAGAAAGCAAACUGUAGUAGAGCAAGUGAUGGUGGAUCAGUUAUCUAGGGCUGUAAUAAGUGACCCAGAGCAAAGUACAAAUAUCGGUACUUACCAGAGAGAUCGGACCUUUGCAGAUCUUGGGACAGCACCAUUACGCUUUAGAAAAAGAACAUUACAUGAAACAAAAAUAAGGACCAGAUCAGCAUUAACGGAAAAUGUGCUUUCUAAUAAGUUACGCUUUGAUGGCAGAAUUCUAUCAAGGAACGGGCGUGAUGCUUGCAGAGAGCUGAUUGGAUUCUUUUUUAUGUAUGACACAUCUCUUACUGUAUAUGAAUAUCGACAAUUUGGAAAAAAUAGAACAAAUGCCCUACCUUUCAUUCAGAAAGGAGUUUAUAGUCAUCAGCAUGGACAAAGAAAAGGACAACAAUAUGAUCUUAGUGACUUUUAUGUUGGUGCUAACCUGACUUUUCUGAGUUGCAAUCUUAGCCUUCCAGAAAGUAUUAAACAGAACCCAAUACUUACCCUUCGUGUCACAAAUAUUGAUGAAGCUGCAAUGGACAUUCUAAAAACUACUUCUGUGGGAAUCAAGCAAGACAUUACCCAGCAAGAGAUUGAUGAGAGCAGAGUUUUCAAGGUUGUUCAAGGUAUACUUAAAGAGAAGCUAAGUAAAAGGGGAGUUCGUGUUGUAACAGGAUUAGGAAAAUACUUUCGAGAACUGGAUCGGAAGAGAGAUGGCGCUUUCUCUAAGGCAGUCUUUAAACGAGCUCUAACAGUAUUUCAUUUAGAAGUGCCUGAAAAGGAUUUUGAGUCUUUGUGGCUUAUUCUUGAUGACAACUGUAAUGAUGAAGUCGAUUAUGGGGAGUUCACUCGCGCCAUUAUUGGGGAAAUGAAUGAGUAUCGAAAAGCAUUUGUUAGAAAAGCUUAUAUGAAACUUGAUUUCAACAAAACUGGCAGUAUACCUAUGGUAGAUAUCAGAAAGUGUUAUUGUGCCAAGAAACACUCUCGAGUGUUAUCAGGUGAUGCCACAGAGGAAGAAAUUAAAUCUUCAUUUCUAGAAACACUAGAGGAUGCCUGCAGCAAUUCCGGUGAAGUGUCAUAUUGUGAGUUUGAAGAUUACUAUGAAGGAUUAAGUAUUGGAAUCAUGAAUGAUGAAGAUUUUGUUAAUAUUUUAAGGAAUGCUUGGGGAAUUUAGAACUGAAGAAUAUAUAGAAUGUCAAAAAAAAACCCACUCCAAAUGAGGAGUAAAUUAAGUGAGGAUUUAUUUUUGAUAUGAGUUACUUUUUGAAUGAAUGUUUCAAAUUUGUUUUAAUAGUCUGAAAAUAUUUGAGAGUAAAUUUUCAGAAUGGUAUAUAAGUUAUACAUAAAGCUCCCUUUGAAUAUUUCUUUUAUGUACAUUUUGUGUUUUAUUAAACUAAAAUUUGUAAUAGCUUUGUGCAUUUCCAUCUGGCAGCAGGAUCACUUGUCUCAUUAAAAUACUGUAGUUUAUUUUAAAAACAGUAAUCUAGAAUAUAAACAUAGGUGAAAGGAUACAUGCAAGAGAAAACUUACUAUGCAUCAUAAGUACCCGUUGUAUGUUGUAUUGUUAAGAAGCUUUAGAUUUGACUAUAUAUGUUAUAUAUGAACACAGUGUUUUUUCUCUAAAAUGUGUUGCUCAUAAAAGAGGACGUUUGUUUUAUGAAAUGCGUAGGGCCAGAUUCUGCUUGGCUCUUAUGUUGAUGAGAAGGAUGCAAGUCAUCCCUCUUAUCUCCCCCGAGUUGGGGAGAGAUGCACAAUACUAAAAAUGCAUAGAAAAUUAAGAACAGUGCAUACCUUCUUUUAAUGUUCUAAUUUUCAGAGCAAAAUACAGCUUGUUCUGAAUAUAUUUACUGAUCUUCAUCAGACAUAGUAGAUUGAACCACAGAUUCUCCAAAGAUUUUAAAGAGAUGCUUUUGACUAGAGUUUGGAUAUACUGUGCAUAUAGGUUGGAGAAAUGUGUUCCAGGGCCUGUAAUGUACUUCAGGCCUUACAACUUUUUGCUGAAUUGUUUUUUCAAACAAAUAAUAGAUUUACUCUUUCUAGAUUGUGACUUGCAUACAUUCUGCUGCUAUGAUCGUUAUUUUUGGUGGAACCUUAAUGGUAAACUCCUUAGUCCAAACUGAUAGGUUAAAAAAAAGAAAAACCUUUCUAAGAAAGCAGCAAUUACAACUAAAAAUAUUAAAUUACUAGUCCACACCCCGCUCAAAUUUUUCUUACUACUGUAAAUAUUUAAUCAGUUGUGCCUUUUAAUAAAAUAUAUUUUGUGAAUCCUGAAAGAUUCAUUGUAUUAAGAAAUGGAAAAUGCCUUAUUGAUUUUUUUCUAAUUAUAUUUCAUAAUAGUCUUGGUGAAAGAUAUCUUUAACACUAGGGCCAAUUUGGAGUCAGACUAUAUAUGUUCAGUCUUGUGCUGUUAAAAUGUAGUUUGCUUUGUACUUAUUUGAUUUCAUUUUGAUUUAUGAUCUGUCUUGUGUUCCGUGGACAACACAAGUUUCUUCUGUCAGACAAAACUUGUUGCUCACAGAAAUUUGAGGAUGACCUUGAGAUUUGUUGGACUUUGGUCAAUCUCUUUGUCAGGCUGGUUUAUUCUAUCUAUAUAACCUUUUCCUUUGCCUAUUUUUUUAACGCAUGCCCCCUUGCUGUCUGAUUGUUAGUUUCUUGUAGCCCCUCCUCAUUUUGAACCCUUGCUCAUUUUUAACAUCUCUUCCUGCUGUAUUUACUAUUUUUAUGUUUAACUGUCCGUUUUUAUAUUUUUAAUGUUCUUUCUGAUUUUUGUUUAUUGUAACCAUUUCCUAUUUAACCAUGUCUUAUGUAGCUUAUGUUUACCUCUUAACUCUUAUGUAAUUGUCACUCACUCCCUUUAUUUCCCCUCCCUAAUAAAGAUGUCCCUUUUCCUUUCACAUUACCCAUUGUCAUUCUGUGAUAAUUUACCCAUCAAUUCAGCUCCAAGUGAAGGUUUAUCUCUGUUCUUUUGGUCCACCAUAAACCUGUAUCCAUGUCUGCUAUUAAAGAAAGAAAAG